Molecule: messenger RNA, 339 nt
Organism: Eimeria tenella
Lineage: Eukaryota; Apicomplexa; Conoidasida; Eucoccidiorida; Eimeriidae
Exons: 2
Coding region: 1-339 (112 amino acids)
Source: RefSeq, a predicted model, not a curated record
AUGUCAGGGGCUUGCGAAGUCAUGAAGCUAUGGGGACACUUCUUCGCUCACGCUGGUAGGCCCAGCCCUUCUCCACUCCACGCACCACAGAACCAACACAUAUGGUGCUCAUGUGUCAUUGUGGAUUCCGAUGGAGACGACCGCUAUGGGAACCUGAGGCUUGACCACCAAGCAGACAUAUCUUACGAGCCUCCUUUACAGUCUAACGUAAUGAGCGCUGCAGCACGAGGAGUAGAGACAGAAGACAAAGGUGCCAACAGCAACUGUAACGACGACGCAUACGCCGCUGCUGCGUGUGGAGGUUCGAUUGCUGUGAGAGGCGACCUCAAGGAAAGGUAG